This is a messenger RNA of Mustela erminea (ermine), 7357 nucleotides long. RefSeq names its product actin binding LIM protein 1 (gene ABLIM1). Gene Ontology annotation, molecular function: actin filament binding. Gene Ontology annotation, cellular component: stress fiber; actin cytoskeleton. The transcript has 25 exons. Bases 144 to 2504 code for a protein of 786 amino acids. Lineage: Eukaryota; Metazoa; Chordata; Mammalia; Carnivora; Mustelidae. Gene Ontology annotation, biological process: cilium assembly; cytoskeleton organization; lamellipodium assembly. The record is from RefSeq and is a predicted model, not a curated record.
AGUCCGGCUCAGCCCACGAACUCCUGGGAGGAAAGCCAGGGACCAAGCCUUCCCUCUGAGUAGAUGCAGUCCUUCCGUGUGUGCCCGGCCACCUUGUGAAGAAAAGCUGACAUCUUAAGCUCUGAGAUCUGUGUGUUUAGUGAAUGACCUGGGAACAGACUGAGUUCAUGGAGCCUCAUCACGUGGUUGAAGACAACCAAGUGGCCCACCCUCAGGACCCUCACCACCCAUCGGAGAAGCCUGUCAUUCACUGCCAUAAAUGUGGGGAGCCGUGCAAGGGGGAAGUACUUCGGGUCCAGACCAAACAUUUCCACAUCAAAUGUUUCACCUGCAAAGUGUGCGGCUGUGACCUGGCACAAGGGGGCUUCUUCAUAAAGAACGGGGAGUAUCUCUGCACCCUGGACUACCAGAGGAUGUAUGGGACACGCUGCCACGGCUGCGGGGAGUUCGUGGAAGGAGAGGUGGUCACCGCCCUGGGCAAGACCUAUCAUCCCAACUGCUUUGCCUGUACCAUCUGCAAGCGCCCAUUUCCACCUGGAGACCGAGUCACGUUCAAUGGGAGAGACUGUCUUUGUCAACUGUGCGCACAGCCAAUGUCGUCCAGCCCUAAAGAAGCCUCCUGCUCCGGCAACUGUGCCGGCUGCGGGAGAGACAUCAAGAACGGGCAGGCGCUGCUGGCCCUGGACAAGCAGUGGCACCUGGGGUGCUUCAAGUGCAAGUCCUGCGGGAAAGUUCUCACCGGGGAGUACAUCAGCAAGGAUGGCGCUCCGUACUGUGAAAAGGACUACCAGGGGCUCUUCGGGGUGAAAUGCGAGGCCUGUCACCAGUUUAUCACAGGGAAAGUCCUGGAGGCAGGUGACAAACAUUACCACCCCAGCUGUGCACGAUGCAGCAGAUGCAACCAGAUGUUCACCGAAGGAGAGGAAAUGUAUCUUCAAGGUUCCACCGUUUGGCAUCCCGACUGUAAGCAAUCGACCAAGACUGAGGAAAAGCUGCGGCUGCCAGACACGCUUCAUUCUUCAUCUGAUUUCAUUUAUCCCAAAAGUCUGGUUCGACGCACAGGACGGUCUCCGUCUCUGCAGCCUACCAGGACUUCCUCUGAAAGCAUUUAUUCUAGACCAAGCUCCAGUAUCCCUGGCUCCCCGGGUCAUACUAUCUAUGCAAAAGUGGACAAUGAAAUCCUGGAUUAUAAGGAUUUAGCAGCCAUCCCCAAGGUCAAGGCAAUUUAUGAUAUUGAACGUCCAGAUCUUAUUACCUAUGAGCCUUUCUACACUUCCGGCUAUGAUGACAAGCAAGAGAGGCAGAGCCUGGGAGAGUCUCCAAGGACUUUGUCUCCUACUCCCUCAGCAGAAGGCUACCAGGACUCGAGGGACCGGGUGAUGCACCGGUCCACCAGCCAGGGCUCCAUCAACUCCCCCGUCUACAGCCGCCACAGUUACACUCCAACCACAUCUCGCUCUCCCCAGCAUUUUCACAGACCUGAGCUGCUGUCUCCUGGUGUGCAAAGGUUGUCCCACCUGCGCACCAGCAGCCUCAGCUCCGCCCACAGCGACUCCCGCCCCAACUCCCCCUUCCGACACCACUUCAUUCCCCAUAUCAAAGGCAAUGAGCCGUCCAGCGGCCGGAACUCCCCUCUCCCCUACCGGCCAGACAGCCGUCCUCUCACUCCAACCUAUGCUCAGGCCCCUAAACAUUUCCAUGUUCCAGAUCAAGGGAUCAACAUUUACCGAAAACCACCCAUCUACAAACAGCAUGAUGCAGCUGCGUUAGCAGCCCAGAGCAAGUCUUCAGAAGAUAUCAUCAAGUUUUCCAAGUUCCCAGCAGCCCAGGCUCCAGACCCCAGCGAGAUACCAAAGAUUGAGACGGACCACUGGCCCGGUCCCCCCUCACUUGCCGCCGUAGGAGCCGACGCGAGACGCAGAUCUGGCGGCAGAGAAGAUGACGAGGAGGAGCUGCUGAGGCGCCGGCAGCUGCAGGAGGAGCAGCUAAUGAAGCUCAACUCGGGCCUAGGGCAGUUGAUACUGAAAGAGGAGAUGGAAAAGGAGAGCCGGGAGAGGUCGUCCCUGACCGCCAGUCGCUAUGAUUCUCCCCUCAAUUCAGCUUCACAUGUUCUAUCAUCUAAAACCUCAUCUCUCCCAGGCUAUGGAAAAAAUGGUCUUCACCGGCCUGUUUCCACAGACUUUGCUCAGUACAACAGCUAUGGGGACGUCAGUGGGGGAGUGCGAGACUACCAGACUCUCCCAGAUGGCCACAUGUCCGGGACGAGAAUGGAUCGAGGGGUGUCCAUGCCCAACAUGUUGGAACCAAAGAUCUUUCCAUAUGAAAUGCUGAUGGUGACCAACAGAGGGCGCAACAAAAUCCUAAGAGACGUGGACAGAACCAGGCUGGAGCGCCACUUAGCCCCAGAAGUAUUUUGGGAAAUCUUUGGAAUGUCCAUACAGGAAUUUGACAAGUUACCUCUUUGGAGACGCAACGACAUGAAGAAGAAAGCGAAACUCUUCUAAGCCCGCGCCACCCCCCCCCCAACCAUGUAGACAGCAGUUAAGAAAAGGACUGACAUGGCGGCGACACAUAGGAUGUUGUGUUAAGGCCCAAAUGUGAUUGGAGCAUUCGCAAACUUAAGACAGAAUUCUGUCCCUCAGCAACAACAGAACAGGAAACCUGACUAAAACACCCAUGAACCAAAUACUGGGCCAGCCACUGGCAACACUUGCCAAGAAGUAAUGGGGUCAGAAUUUCUGUGUUCCCCACACACUCGACAGUAGUGUUCACACGUGACCUUCCAACAUCACCUUAUGUACACAACAGGAGCUACUUCUUCCAUUUCCUUUAUCUGUUGUCUAACCAGAGUGCUGACUGUUUGGGUAAGAGCCAGCAAGUGCCCUUAGGAUGCUGCAUGGGAAAAAGCAGUCGUAAUCAUUCCGAAGCAGGAAUGUAUUGUGUAGCACCACGGCUAAGGAGGAAGAGCCUGAGGGAUGUACCCAUGUGGUCGCACCACUUUGCACACCCCUGUCCUCACUGGCCUCAUGAAGCCCGGCCUGGGCCCCAGCGGGAUGGAAAUCAGAGGUGGGGAGCUGGGCAGCUCUGAGCGAGUGGGCUGAAUAGCAGCCAAGGUCAUUUUUAAUAAGCUCCUUUUUCUCUACUUUUUGCUAGGACCUGGUUGGCAAAUUACUUAGCUAUUACUAAAAAAAAUUAAUAAAUAAAUAAGAGAGAGGGAAAAGGAAUGGUUAGCCCUUAAUUCUUUUUCUGCUUCAGAUUGUACACUUCCCUCUGCCUCCCCACCAAGGACAGGUGCUAUCGCAGGCCCCCACUGCAAAGAAAGGAAAGGGAGAGAUGAUCUCCAGUUGUGUGCUGUUGGAUGAUUUUUGCCCCAGGGCCGCAACGCUCUUGGCAAAAAAAAAAAAAAAAAAAAGAAGAAGGAAAAUCCCGGGUCCCGCCAGUGCAAGUUCUUCUACUUUACAUCCCCUGCUCCUCACCCCAGGGCCCCUGAAUCUGAUCAGGCCCACUUGGAUUUGGAAUUUUUUUGAGGUCUCUUCAGUAGUAGGCUAAGGAAAGGCACGCUUUGCUCUUGGAAAUCUCUGCAGCUCCAGGGUAUAUUGCCUCAGACUGAUUUCAUUUGACCUUUUCAGCUUUCCUUCUUGCCUAGCUCUGUUGACUUCACAGUGUGCGUGUUCGUGUGUGUGUGUGUGUGUGUGUGUCAUUGGACGCCCCAGAGUAGUCUGAGGCAUCUGCAUGUUAUUUUGCAUUUCGUCUCUGCUCGGGUGCUGCAGCUUCCGAGGGACAUUUGCACACUUGGCGUGUGACUCAGAGGUCAGCACUGAGGUCAGACCUCACCCGACGGGGCAUCCGUGGAAGGGUGUCGGGGUCGGAAACCAGCAUCCCCCGCGAUGCAUAUAGCUCAGAUCUGCAGCACAGUGAGGACCCCAGACCUCAGAUCAGGCUGGACAUGGACCUCGGAGCAUCCCACCAGAGUCUGCAAAUUCAGCAACACCAGAUUCGUAGGGGAGCCCAGGGUUUCACCAAAGCGUGCGUGUGAGACCACAUCGUGAUUCCCACACGCCUCCAGCCAUGACUCUAACGAGUGGUGAGGCAGACAAGGGAGGGUAUCUCCUUCCAGCUCCACACGUGGGUGGUUUUCACAUUUGGUCUCGUGCUCUGGGGGCUCUGGCUAGGAAUUUAAAUUCUGUUUUAAAGCCAAAGGAGAAAUUGUUCGAAUUCUCUUCGUACGCCACUACUUUUAAAAAGCUAAGAAAUUCUUCCUGUGGCCACCAAGUAUCCAAAUUAGUUAGUAGCCAAUCUCCACGGUAAAAAGCAAACAAAAAUAGUUCUGGAAAAUGCUGCAGACCUGUGAUGUGGCACCUGCUCCAUCACCUGGGUGCUGUGGGGAUCUGGGCUGGCUUUUCCCGUGUGCUGUUUCCGAAAGCUCUAGAGCCACCUGUCCUUUGAAUGUUACACGCUGCAUGUUUGAGGCCUGUUUUCACAUAUACAAGCGUGCAUGUGUGCAUACGUGCCUGUGUGCACGUGUGUGUGUGUGUUGGACCUACUAAAAUACUUCGCAAAUGAUUCUGAUGGAGCAGACCUGAGACAACCAGCUCCUUGUUGGGCUGAAGCCCCUAGUUUGCAGCUUGCAGUUCGGUGCCUUGAGUGGCCUCUUGCUUUCAUUCUCUAUUUCUGUUGCCCGGUCUUUGCUUUCUCUGACGACAGCAGCCUCAGUACAAUGCCUGUGAAUCCUAGUCCUGGCUUCACACUGGCAAAGUGGGAGCAGUGGGGACCAUGGUGCCUUCCCAGUAAUCCACAAUGAGGAUGGCCAGAUGGGUCCCAGUGCUGGGCUGGUGGAGAGAAUUUUUCCAUUAACGGGGAUUAUAAAAGACCCUCAAUGUUGUCAUUGGUUAACAAGUUAUGACCCAUGCACAUGCAAGCAAAUGUCAGGGUGAGAAAAGUUGCAAUGAUAGUUAAAGAUCUGAACCCAAAACCUGCUCCCACAAUGAAACUCUACUUUUCAUAUCUCUUGAAUUCCGUUCUGUACCCAGUGUGGGGGUACAGGGGGUGGGAAGCUUCUUUCCAAGUAUAUUAGCUAAUUUAAACUAUACUGUGCAAAACGCAUUACUGGAAAAUGUCCAUAGCCUCCUGUCUACGAAGAACGCAGUGCUACGCUCUGGGGAGGGGUUGUGGGAAACCAUAACAUGGACUGGGUUGCCCAACUCCACUCUCUGCAGAAGGCUCCAGUGGAGGGAUGGGUCAUGGGGCAACCGGGUUCUCUUAACUGCCAAAUCUAAUAUAUGGGCUACAAUGGCCUCGCCAUUUUUUUUUCCUUUUAAACUGGGCUCAGCACGUUUGUCCUCAAAACGUCCAGGCCACUGUAUAGGAGAUCAGUGUCCUCUGCUUGAACCCCACUCUGCAUGGCACACAAAAAUUCUAGUUGUGAAUGCAGCCCGAGGAACACGCUUGCUUACUCUAGGGGAAGACUUCGACACGAGGCAGGCUUUCCUGGUUCAUACCCCAAGGGCUAUAUUUUUGAGCGCUGGGCUCAUUUUUGAUUCUUUAAGUACCCAGCGCCUGCACGAAGCAAAAGAGGCCUCUGACAGCCUGAAAGUCAGCGCUUUAAAGAAGAGUCCGGAAGAGCCAGGAUACCAUUUACUCUUCCCGUGUGGUUCAAGAUGAGACCUAAAGAGAAUUUGGGAACUUGGAUAGCUAGCUAAGCGUCUGUAUUUUGGUUCAUGUUAGUAAUGAAAUGUCCUUAAUGGGACUUCUUCAGCAGCUAAGGACAAACUGCCUGUUCACUGAAACCUCCCACAGAAAAGCCAGGGUUGGUGGGUCCUACGGUGCACACUCCCUCUGCCACUCAUCCUCAGUGUGGUGACCGCCGUCAACUCGACUUCGAGAGAAGUCUUGCUGGAAAUGUUUAUAAAACUUUCACUUAAUUUCUUUACACUUUAAAGCAAACACCUUUUUCUAAAGAAUUGCUUCUCAGAUGAUUCUAUAAAAUAUACAUGCUUUUGCAACUUAAAAAAAAAUGGAAUUAACCACUUUUGAGUAGGUAGGUCUUUCUAAAGAUUCUUUCAAAAAGCGUUCGCGUUCUGUGCGUUGAAGGGGUAGGCGAGCCCUCUCUUUGGCUGUCAGGAAAGAGUGGGGAAGGCAGUAAACUCCAUGAACUUCAUGUAAUCCCCCCGUCGGUGUCCUCCGAGACCAGCUGUUUUUACAAAUCACCUCUUCCGUAUGACUGGUCACUGUUUUAUCCACUCUUCCUAGGCCAGCCUUGACCCGACUCGAUCUUUAAAAUAAUUUUCUUUGGACAAACCAAGUGUUUGUGAGUAAACCCUACAACUCACUCAUUAGUACUCCCUUUUGAAGGAUGUUCUAUUCAGAAAAAAGAUCAUUUCAGGCGUGAGAUUUGCUGUGAUAUCACCUUAAAUUGAUAAUGUACAUUAAGGAAACUAGGCAACUAUGCUGUGAUGAAAGAAAGAGAAAUUUUUACUUUGGCUUAAAAAAAAAAAAAUCACUCUUUCCAUUUGCUGCCAGGAAGCCAUGAGGAGAUGGUGAUUGAUCUGCUUUGCAUAUGGAUUUUUGUGUUUUUAAGUGGGUGAGUUUCAUUUAUGGCAAAGUGGAAAGGGGGAGGCGGUCUGUUUCAGCUGGAAGAAAUUUCUAAGCAGUAUAUGUAAACACAGCAAAAUCAAACAAAUGCAAUGAUGGUUGGGGUAAUGGACUGGCAGUUGUUACCAUGAAAUAAAAUUCUUCCCCAAAGUGUCUUCUCUCAAGAAUGAAGACCCCGCGAGUCACUUUUCGGACCUCACUCACCAAAGGUAGCGGGAGACACCACUAGAUCCACUGCCAUUCAGAAAGGUGGGGAGCCCCUUAAUGACUGUACGUGCCUGUGUUUCCUUAUCCCGUGGAAGAGAAAACAAGUGUCCCCGAUAUUGAUGUUCCUUCUGGGUUCUGGGUACGGACCCGUCCAGUAAUAAAUGUGUGGUGUCUGUGAGUUGCUGACAAUCCUGCAUCCGGUUCUCUUGGAGUCCUUUCAUUUUAAGUUCAGUUGAAUGGAAUUUUCUUGCAAGCAUCGGAAGACGUCCAGUUCUUCCUUCCCUCCCCUUUCAGAAACAUGAAAGUGAGUAUUGGGAAGAACCGCUGUGUACAAGAUGUGUCGUGUCCCCGUGAAAGUGAGUGGGUGUCGGUCUGCGCCCGGCAGACCACAGACAUGUGCAGAGGCAGGGGUGGCCCCGCGGCCCCACGUUGCUGUGCUUAACGGCCCCGACCUGCUUCGCGCUCCUGUUGCAAGCCACACUCGCUCCCCGCCCUGCCCUCCGCGUCACUGCUGUACACUCACCACUCAGUGAAUAAAGUGUGUGCUUUAUUCUAUCCA